This is a messenger RNA of Trematomus bernacchii (emerald rockcod), 6632 nucleotides long. RefSeq names its product A-Raf proto-oncogene, serine/threonine kinase (gene araf). Bases 165 to 1994 code for a protein of 609 amino acids. The record is from RefSeq and is a predicted model, not a curated record. Lineage: Eukaryota; Metazoa; Chordata; Actinopteri; Perciformes; Nototheniidae. Gene Ontology annotation, biological process: protein phosphorylation; signal transduction. Gene Ontology annotation, molecular function: protein kinase activity; ATP binding. The transcript has 16 exons. Gene Ontology annotation, cellular component: cytosol; mitochondrion.
CACGAAGUUCUUGACAGAUCUGAUUUCAGAUUGAAAGAAUUCAAAAUGGCUGCUACAGGCUCCAAGUAAAGGGCUAACUCUCUUGGAUCCAUCCCACUGCGCAUGAAGCUCUCCUAAAGAGGUGGUGUCUAAGUGCUCCUUGUCCCAGUUCCUCCCGCCUCAUCAUGUCCUCCACCUCCUCCUCCUACUCCUCCUCAGGGGAGACCAGUCCGGAGGAUGUACCCCGAGGUGGGGGCACCAUACGGGUCUACCUCCCCAACAAACAGAGGACAGUGGUGAAUGUUCGCCAAGGACAGACUGUGUACGAGAGUCUAGAUAAAGCUCUCAAAGUGAGAGGCCUGAGCCAAGACUGCUGUGCUGUGUUUCGCCUGCUAGAAGGACGUAAGAGACUGACGGACUGGGACACAGACAUCACUCCCCUGGUUGGAGAGGAGCUUUUAGUCGAGGUUCUGGAUGAUAUUCCCCUCACAAUGCACAACUUUGUACGGAAAACAUUUUUCAAGCUGGCUUACUGUGAUUUUUGCCACAAGUUUCUUUUUAACGGCUUCAGAUGUCAGACAUGUGGCUACAAAUUUCACCAGCACUGCAGUAGCAAGGUCCCUACAGUGUGUGUGGACAUGGACACAGUGAGCAAACGGUGUGAUCCUAAUCUCUGCACAGAUGAGUACCCACGGAUACUAUUGCCAGAAAGUUCCCCAUCGCAGAGCAACCUAGCCUUAACCCCAGAGCCUGCUGGGAUGGACCUCCUGUCUCCGACUUCAGCCUUCCGCUUUCCUUUGCUUGGUGGAGAUGGGCAGUCUCUACAGAGGCAUCGCUCCACCUCUACUCCAAAUGUUCAUAUGGUCAGCACAGUGGGCCCUGCUGGUGUCAGCAUUAUAGAGGAAGCGCUAAAAUUCAACAACACAAUGGGUCCUGAGCCCUCACCAAAGCCCUCCACCAGCCCGCCCUCUUCUCUGUUCACCCCAGGGAGUAGACCCCCCAAGUCUCCCUCAGAGCAUAAGGAGCGCAAGCCUUCCUCUUCUGAUGACAAAAAGAAAGUGCACCGAGGGGGCUACAGAGACUCCAGUUACUACUGGGAAGUCCACUCUCGAGAAGUCAACAUUCAGAAGAGAAUAGGUGCAGGUUCGUUUGGAACAGUCUUUAAGGGCAAGUGGCACGGAGACGUGGCCAUCAAGAUCCUGAAAGUCACUGAGCCAACGCCGGAACAGCUGCAGGCCUUCAAAAAUGAAAUGCAGGUCUUACGGAAGACCCGCCACGUCAACAUCCUGCUGUUCAUGGGCUAUAUGACUAAGCCCAACUUCGCCAUCAUCACUCAGUGGUGUGAAGGCAGCAGCCUGUACCGCCAUCUGCACGUCACAGAAACCAAGUUUGACACGAUGCGUCGCAUUGAUGUGGCUAGACAAACAGCACAGGGCAUGGAUUACCUUCACGCAAAGAACAUAAUUCAUCGAGACCUGAAAUCAAACAAUAUUUUUCUCCACGAGGGCUGGACUGUAAAGAUCGGUGACUUUGGCCUGGCCACAGUGAAGUCUCGGUGGAGCGGCUCUCAGCAGGUGGAGCAGCCCAGUGGAUCCAUUCUGUGGAUGGCUCCUGAGGUGAUCCGGAUGCAGGACACCAACCCAUACACGUUCCAGUCUGACGUGUACGGAUACGGAGUUGUGCUGUUUGAGCUGAUGUCAGGGACCCUGCCUUACUCGAAUAUCAACAACAGAGACCAGAUUAUCUUUAUGGUUGGACGUGGUUACUUGUCUCCAGACCUAAGUAAGCUGUCUAGUACCUCACCCAAGUCAAUGAAAAGGCUUAUCAUUGACUGCCUGAAGUUCAAACGUGACGAGAGGCCCUUGUUUCCACAGAUCCUGGUAUCCAUUGAGCAGGUUCAAGACUUGCUGCCAAAAAUAGAGCGGAGUCGCUCGGAGCCGUCGCUCCACAGGGCCGUCCACGCUGAGGACCUGAACCCCCUCCUGUUCCACACCACCCGGCUGAUGCCUCUCUAAGCUCCCCAGCUAUGGGGGAAGAGAGGGCGUCACCCUUUAAAAAAGACCACAGCAUUCCGUGCCUCGGAGAGGCUGACUGUCCCCCACCCCCUCCCACUCACUCCCUGCGCCUGCAGAGCCUUACAGCUGCAGAAACAACCAGAACACAUGUUUUAUCUGAUAUAGAAUCUCCUUCCCUUUAUUCAAGUGAAAACAGAUGUGCUGAUUAAGUGUUCUGGAUCUAGAAGCCUCGGAUCAGUCCACUUGAGAGAAAAGCCAUCAAACUGAUGCAUUUCAUGACCUAACCUACAAGGAGGUGUUUUAGUUGCUUUGAAGAAAAGGUCAAAACAGACAGGUUUUGCACGUACCCUGCAACAUUGAGGCAGCCUACUAACAGCAGUGGAGUAGUGUAAUUAUAGUGUACGACAUGCUAGAGCUGUUGUUCAGGUCAGCUGAUCAGAUUCCAUCAUUCAAACGCUCAGCUGUCAUGCGGCCCUGUCAGUCUAGGUGUGAAGAUAGUGAUUUGAAAACAAACUGCCCAUUUGGGAUUGUUUUUCAAAACACAAGACAUGUUAUCUCUAUGUAAACCUAUUCUAUUUCAUUCUUUUGCAAAUAUUUCCCUGCUAGAAUGAAUGUCAUGUUUCAACCACAUCGACAUAAUAAACAUGUGGAGGCAUAUGAGAAUAAGAAAGUUCAAUCCAUUGCCAGUGUAGAAGAAAAUGGCAACCUUCGACACUCACUAAUUAAAAAAGUGUUAUUGGAAAAAACAAAUGAAUGAUAGGAAGUAAGAUAGAGGAAAGUAUCUGGGUACACAAUAAAGCAGUAACCGGCUCAAAAAGAUAAAGGAGAUUGUCGGGAAUGAAAAUGUGCUUCUCUUGUUGAUUCUGAACUAAACAACAACAGGACACAUUUAUCUAGUUUGACUCAUUUUCUUCAAAGUAACUAAAGGCUAUCAGUUACAUGUAAAAUGAUAUUUACCCUGCCCCGCUGGGUUCAUUGUUUAGCUUGUUGUAUUACGCUUCACACUGAAUAUAGGAUUACAUCGUUAGGACCAACAGUUUUGUAGUGUACACAGAAGGGUUUGUCUGACCAUUUUAUUAAUCAUUCUGAUAUUGAACAUUUCCAAGAUAUAAGUUUCAAAUCAUCAUUUAAGUUUCCAGUCAAGAAAAAAACCGUCCUUAUAACCCCUGCUAAUCAUUAGAUAGAUGGCACUUAAACCUAGAAGAAUAUCAAUUCUAAUGAGGUAAACAAAUCUAGAGUCUCUACUUCAACGGCAAUAUUUCAAUCUUGUGUCCACAGACCACUGUGUUGCUCUGCCCCUUUAUACGCGGAGACACACCAUAUAGUUCCAUGUUUGUGGUGAACAUGAAGUGAAAUUGCAGAUUGUUUCAAAAAGAAUGUCAUCACAUCGUGUUUUUUUUUUUUUAGCCUGAUAAGGAAUUGAGAGAUCAUAGUAAGUUGCAGUCUAAAUGUAAAUGGUUAGUUGUUAUUGCCGCUACGUUUGUGUUUUCUGUGUUUCUACGCCUCAGAGACACUGUGCACCCCGCACAGCUUCAUCGAGUCUCUCGCGGUCUAGUCUGAGCAGAUCCUUUCUAACGCUCACCGUGGAUCGACCACUGGAGGAUAUUUCAGGGUCAUACCGGCACACACUUUAACUAGUACUGUAGCUUUUGGGAGUGCAUUAACGCUGAGUAACUUGAGCUGUUUCCUUUAUGAACUCUUUCCCUUACACACAUGUAGCCAACAACAGGUGAAGCGUUCUCACUUGGUCUAAGAGAGGGGUAGAGCAUGCAGGAGGCACAUCAUGACAUGAGUGCAGUCAUUUAGCCGGUUCGUCAUUUGGAUAACUUGUCUCUUGUGCCCUCAAAUUGCUCUGAAUCUUUGGAGUUGGCUUUUAUCUCGCCCUUUAUCAAGUUAGACAUUUUUGUCCGUGGCGUCUCCAUGUAAAAGACCCUUCCACAUUAUACUCGGCUGUUUGGUUUCUUCUGGUUGACACUGCCAGCUGUGAAAGGAAAGUCAUCAACACGCCCACUCGCUAGACGUGAGAACUCUAGUCACAUAUGGGCUCAAAUCAGAUUUCCACAGACUCUACUUAGAGCCGUCAGGGUGAAGUCCACCUGUUGUGUGGUCACGUUGAUCACGUUCUCACAUACAGCUUUUCUGGGUGAUGACUAGAUCAUUUCAGGGUUCCAGUGCAUGUGUUAAAGGAUUAAAACCUGCUGUAACAUCUGCCAAACUCCCCACCAAUUCUUUGUCUCCAGCAGUCUCAACAUUACAGUUUUCUAUUCACGGAGUAGCUCUCCAUUACGCCCACAGUGAUGCUAAUUAUGUGAGGAAUAAAAAAAUGAGCUUGAAAUUCAUUCUUAUUGUGAUGUCAAGAGAUUUGUUUUAUCUGUCAGAUUUUCUGUUUUUAAAAUGAUAUUUGAAAUUCCGAUUGCCCUUGAUUCCAUGCUCUGGAUGAUUGGGUCAGCACUUCAGCUGCUGAUAGUCAGGAUCAGGAUGCAUACAUUAGGUAAUGCAAAUGGCUUCAGUUAUUUCACCUGGCUGGCAUGUUAUGUGGAUACUUGAAUACCUGUCUAGAGGUUUUGUUGCAAAGCUGUUGUAUCACUGUAAUGGAGUUGCAGCUUCUGUGCAAUGUGUGGGGGGAGAAGACCUUGUCAAACAGACUGAGGGAGCAAUAAGGAUGAGCUCAGUGUUUCCCGGCGCUCUGGAACAGAAGGAAACAAACAAACACUCACUUGUAGAUGAUGGCUCACAGUUUGAUCAGUAAUCAACUGUUAUUCACUGUAAUGAUCAAUAACGAUGGUGGAUGUGUGAUGGUGUGUGCAGCUCUCUGCCAUUUUAGUUGUAAUUAAGUGUGCAGUGUCCCUGGCGCAUUAGGGGCAUAAUGUAACAUUGGAAAGACCUCACAACAAGCCUCAACUGUUGGAUGUCUACCUGUGAUGGGUCUGCAGUUCUUUCCCAACACUUGUCCUGUUCAGAACAAAAUGCAUCAUGGGAGUUUAUUCAUUACAGGAGAAUUGUUUUGGUUCAUGCUAAACUCUUUCAGGGAUUAUAAUCCUAGUCCCAUGAAAAAACUGUAAACUAAUGUGGACACAUCAUCAGUGUCAGUGGCAUGGGGAACUCUUCGUUCCACUGAGAGAAAUCCACAUGCCUGAAGUCCCAUUUCUAGAUGCAUGUAGAAUAUUUCCUGGAUUUAAAAGUAACAUCUGAAAUAACUAAUUUAGUUUUCUUCACGGCGACGGGUUAGUCGCCUGCUCUCUUCCUUGCAGCGGUGUUUGAACGGCUCAAUAAUACAGAGUUCUCAGCUCUCGUAUGUCAUUCUCUUGGAAGUAUUAGCUUUAUAAUACUACUGAGUGGUUUGGAUUUUAGUGUCACCCUCAAGUGUAAAUGGACCAGCUGUGUGUGUGUGUGUGGGGGGGGGGGGGGUGUUCUGUGAACUGGCUUUUCUCCGCUGUAUAUUGUAUGCAUCAGUCAUUAAUGAACUGACAGCAGACCAGAUAUUUAAACCGUAAUAUUUGAAUGUUGUGAAGAUAGGGGCUGGGUACCCUUACUGUUCUUACUCAUUCCAGUUCUUUUGAUGGUUCGUGGUUUGGGGGGGGGGGGCAUUGGUUUAACCUGUUGGGGUGGGGAUCUGUGAAGCAGAGUUAUGAAAGACUUAGUUUCUGUCUUUAUUUAUUAAUGUGUUCUGUGAGGUGGUUAGAUGUUGGCAGAGGGACAUCACUCUCUGCAACACUCGCCAUCGCUCUCUAACAAGAAUGUUUUUUUAGGCUCGGUACUGUCUGCUCCUUCAAAUAACUUUUAUUCUGAUACUGUCUCCUGCAGGGGCAUUUGUAGUGACAUGUCUUUUAAACAUCUUAAGCACAAACUAGAUAUCAAACUUUUUUGCAAUAUUUUGUUCAUAGGUUUUCACUACGAUAGCAUUUGUUAAUGACAACACUUCAAAAUACUCGUGAUAUGGGCUGUGACGUUUAAAUGUAGCUUUUCAGUAUUUGAAUGGCCUUUUGGCUGCUGAAUGAAAGAAACCCACCUUUUUAAAUACGAUGCUUUUAUAGUCUUUCAGACAGAAUGUCCAUGAUGCACUGGUGGACCAGGUUUCCUGGGAAUCUAAGUCAUACGUGCAUAGCCUCUCAGAGGGACUGUGUAGUGGAGAACUCAUUACUUCCUGUUCAGAAAGUGAGGCGUCUCCCAAAGAGGACGGUUCAUCUGGUAUCCAAUGGCAACAAAUGCCACAGUUACUGAAAAUCUAUUCAAAUGGACCUGAACGUUUGGAUGACAAAGAGGAGCCUGCGCUGCUUCUGGAGACUUCCUGGGGCGGCCGAGAGAAAACGGACUAACAGCUGCUUGUUUCGGAGAAGAAGGGGCGGAGCGAUCUGUAUCAGAAUAGAUUUUUGUCUUUCCAUAUCUCUAGGUGAAUUGCAAUACUUGUGUUUAUAGUUUCUGAGGUGUCAGGGGUGUUCAGUUUGCAAUAAAUGGUAUAUUCUUCUCUGUACAGUUACAUUUUUUUAAUUACAAAAAUUGUACUUUUCUCUAUUUUUGUGUGGUUUCAAAAGAACAAAAUUAUUUUAAAGUGUAAAUGAUAUCUUAGUAUUUUUUUAGUUUUGUUGUCUUAAAAUAUUGAUGCAGGAUUUAUUCUUCAAAUAAAAGCAAUUAUCUGUG